ACAAACGCCACCCAGUUAAAAUGUCAGGGAUUUGUUACCUGACACCGUACUGUCAAAACAACAUUCUUCACACGAAAUCAACACUACAGCUGGUCACUGACGAAACCAAAGGCUCCCCUGCUAGUGAGAGAAAAAGGACGUGUGCUGUUGGGUAUCUAUAAAUUGUAGCGUGCCUCACAAAAAGACAAUUACUCAGUACAACCAAAUCAAGAGUUAUUUAAACCGUUAUCAUGGAGUUCCCAGAAGAAUAUCUCUGGAUGGUGAUUGUCGGAUUCAUCAUUGCCUUCAUUCUCUCGUUCGGUAUUGGAGCUAAUGACGUAGCCAACUCUUUUGGAACUUCUGUGGGCUCACGGGUCUUGACCCUUCGCCAGGCUUGUAUACUGGGGACGAUAUUCGAAAUGAUGGGAGCCAUACUAAUCGGUUACAGAGUGUCGGAUACGAUCAGGAAAGGACUCAUUGAUGUGGAAAUGUACAACAAUGGAUCCGAGAAGGUCCUUAUCGUUGGAAACAUCGCCACAUUGACAGGAUCAUGUGUUUGGCUGAUAGUUGCGACAGUACUAUGCCUGCCUGUAUCAACAACUCACAGUGUCGUGGGUGCCGCUAUAGGAUUUUCUCUGGUCGCCAGAGGAACUGCAGGAAUUAAGUGGAUCAAAGUUGGCUUCAUAGGUAGAUACUACCCCUUACCUCAGAAGGAAAGAGCCCUUGAUUCAGGCCUGAUGUUGCUGCCUUUCUUUUAUUGUCUGACAACUGCUGUCAAUCUGUUUUCCAUUUUCUACGAGGGAUCUACGUUGCUCCACUUCGACAAAAUCCCGCUGUACGGAGUGUUUAUAAUCACGUUUGGUAUAUCCGCUUUGGUGGGGAUCGUAGUCCGGAUAUUCAUCGUCCCGUGGUACAGGAAGAAGAUAACAAAGGAAUGCAAUCUAGAUGUGGACAAUGGACACCAAGAGUCUGGACCUGUGACAGAACUGGAGCAACUCGAUGUAUAUGACGAUAUUCCCGAGGUUGCCUUCGAAUCCGAGAUACCACGGGUUAAAAGUCGGGAGAGCAUAGCAGACAAGCCAGAGACCAUCAAACUCUUCUCCUUCCUCCAAAUCCUCACAGCCGUGUGUGGUUCAUUUGCACACGGCGGAAAUGACGUCAGUAACUCCAUUGGACCACUGAUCGCCAUAUGGAUGAUAGCUAAAGAAGGAACAGCCCUCCAGACGUCAUCGACACCUGUUUGGAUAUUGGUAUAUGGUGGAGCAGGAAUCAUCAUAGGGCUCUGGGUCUGGGGAAGACGAGUCAUCAAAACUGUCGGUGAUGAUCUUACGAAAAUCACGCCGUCAAGUGGUUUCUGUAUUGAGCUAGGAGCCGCCCUCACAGUCUUAGUUGCCUCCAAUAUUGGUAUCCCUGUCAGCACCACGCACUGUAAGGUGGGUUCCGUAGUAUUCGUCGGCAGGGUGCGCUCCAAGACAAACGUCGACUGGAAGCUGUUCAGGAACAUCAUCCUCGCCUGGGUGGUGACACUUCCGAUCAGUGGGGCUAUCAGCGCGCUGGCCAUGUUGGGCUUACAAGAACUGAUUUGAGAUGUUUGACAUCUGUUUAGUUGGAAGCUUUGAUCAUGCAUUGAAUGAAAUGAAUUGAAUGUAAAUACUGUUCUGUUGUCCCGAAUGUAAGACUCAUGUAAAUAUUACCAUUUCCAUUCCCCAACUUAGUUCCUGACGAGACCGCGUAUUGGGGUAAUUGUUUCACCUAGUUUUGUAGUUUAUUGAAUCAUGCAACAUUUACGCCAUGCAUUUCUCGCUGGUAGGUACAUGUAAACGAGAUUAGUAUGUGAACCUCGUUUCGGUAGACAAUGUGCGUUGUAUAUCAAUCAAAUAAACUUAAGCUAAAUGUGUGUUAAAGGGGCAUGUCUUCGUUUGAAUAAAAAUUAGGUCGUCAAAAUUAAACUUGCUAGAAAAUAAUGUAUUUUUUCCAAGUAGUAAAAGUUAAAAUCUUUACAUUAAUAAUUCAGUUUUACUCUCAAGAUAAGUUUUUGCACUGUCAGCUUUAAGUCCUGAAAAUUCUUAAUUCGACCCGAAGUAUUAAAACAUACCGCAAAGACAUAUGGUAUAUAUACGAUACGCCUUUUUUUGUACAUUUCGGCGUUAAUUUCAUUACAUGAAGGCACAUGCACUCAUAUUAUCAUCGUUCGGACAUAGCUUUCAUCAAUAGAAAUUGUGUACGUUUCUGAUGUGCGAACGAAGGAAUGCCCCUUUAAAAUAUCUUACCCUUAAAAUCAUAACCCUGGGGUUUGUUAUCAUAUUUUGUAUCAAUAAAUGAAUAUAAUGACUGAAAUAUGGCUAUAUAUAAUAUUUUUGAAAUCCUAUUGUAUGUUACUGCACGCUUUUAUUGUUUAUACCAUACUCAGAGUAAAACAGCCUUUUAUAAAGCUGCUUUUAUGUGAUCAAUGUAACAUUUCAAAAUCUAAUUCAAGAUGUAACACGGCGUUUGAUUGGUCAAUCAAAUUGAUUGACGUCAUAAAUCUUACAAUAUGAGUUCUUAUAUGUUCUCAUUUGUAUUUAAUGUAUGUGAAUUGCUAACGACAUCAAUGACCUAAACUAAUCACCAAAACCUCAUUUAAAUGACGUCAUGAAUAAUAAAUGAACCGGGAUGUCAAUGAAGGUCAGCGAAUGUUACUGGAGUCGAGAUUCCUGAUACUCUCCAAUGUGUCUUGUAACACAAGGAAAUAAAAGAAUCUGAAUCUGAAUCUGCUUAAAUGCAUUUGUUAUGCCACACCUUUAUGUCGAAACCUUGUUGCUAUGGCCGCCAUUUUGAUGACGUCAAUAAAUUGACCAGACGCGGUUGUCAGAAUGACAACAAACUUUUUUUUUAUUAUUUAUUUAGGUGUCAACACUCUUUCAGAAUAUCAUCACCUCUAGCUUCCAUAAAAAAAUGCCCACGUGAUUCCCAUAGGGACUACACUAAAGGCUUUUCUGAAAAAAACUGAAAUAAUCAAAAUAUUGUUUUACUUUAGUUACCUUAAACAAAAUUCGAAGGGAAAAAAUUUCAGAUACCUGAGAUCUGUAAGUAUUUCUUUACUAACUAUCGCGUGUAAAACUCGAUUUUAAAUGACGAUAAACCGCCGCUAAUUUUAACACAGUGGAGUUAUCUCCCCUUAGCGUUCACCAAUCACAGACUAACUUCGAAGAUCUAGUUUCAUGUCUUUCAAUAUAAGGUUUACAUCAAUUUAAGUUAAAGUUGUAAUUCAUUUUAAAUGGAAUUUUGUCUCAUGAUCUAUUGAACAAUAACAAACACAUAGAAAAUUUCUAAAUAUGUUAAUUUCAUAUAUCUAAAUAUGGUUAUCUAAAUAUAAGCAAAACAUGUUGUCUUCCGUUUGAACCUUUUCAUCAUAUAAAUUUGUUGAAGGAAGAAUCUCCUCGUCCACACUUACAUGUAUACUAAAUUCUAAUUUCAUUGUUCUACAGUGUAUAUUAUUAAUAUAUAUACAAAACAUCUAUCAUUAAACCAGGUCACAUGUAUACUAGGUUUGUUUAACUUUUAAAGACAAUCCAACAAUACUUGUUCUAUUGUUUUAAUUCUAUUGUUUUAAUUCUAUUGUUUUAACUCUGCACUGCCAGUCUUUGUUAUUGUUAUAUAUUUAAUUGUUAUAAUCAUCUUUUGUAGCUCUCAUUAUACACUAUCGUUAGCCAAUCAGGUUCAGUUUAAUUGAAUCCAAUAAAUAAAUUGAUGUGAAGAAGAAGAAAACUAUUUGUCAGUAUAUACACAGUAGUUACGCAGGACAAGCUUCAGAUUUGUUUGAUCUUUGUUGUAUAUUUUGAUGAUGAAUUUACAUGCGAUCAUGAUUAUCAUAAAUAAAGGACAAAUAUAUUUUAAA
Molecule: messenger RNA, 3856 nt
Organism: Pecten maximus
Lineage: Eukaryota; Metazoa; Mollusca; Bivalvia; Pectinida; Pectinidae
Product: sodium-dependent phosphate transporter 1-like
Exons: 12
Coding region: 231-1565 (444 amino acids)
Biological process (GO): phosphate ion transmembrane transport
Cellular component (GO): membrane
Molecular function (GO): phosphate transmembrane transporter activity
Source: RefSeq, a predicted model, not a curated record